CGGAUCAUGACCUAUUCUCGCGAGAGCCAGUGCGAGACAGGUUCAAGAUGGCGGAGGCCGAAGUCGGCAAGAAGGUGGAGCGGUGCUUGGCAGAUGCGGUGGUGAAAUUAGGUGUUGGCCUUGGAUUAGGAAUUGUAUUUUCUGUUGUUGCUUUCAAACGACGUCAGUGGCCUAUUACUUUUGGUGCAGGGAUGGGCUUGGGAAUGGCGUAUGCUAACUGUCAACAUGAUUUCCAGUCCCCAUACCUUCUUCAUGGAAAAUUCGUCAAAGAUGAAUCGACAUAGUAUUAUUUUUUCAGACCGUACUUGUUGCCGUGGAUCAUUUCUGCCUUUGUUUGCAAUUGAAAUUCUUAUUACUGUGCUUUGUUUAAUUUUACUUGUCAAACUUCUGCACCAGUUUUGUCAUUAAUAAUGAGUUAAUAACAGUUUAUUGCCCCCGGUUUCGUCCAUUUGUAUGUAUCAAAUAGAUUAACAGUAAGGGCAAAGACUAACAGAUCGGUUCAUCUGGAAAAUUGUCUGAAAUGAUAGUCGCUGGUGAUGUGAACAAGUGAGGUGAAGUUAUGAAAAUAAGUUGUCUUGAUUGCCUGAUAAUCGAUUAAACUUUAUUUUAAUUUA
Mobula hypostoma (lesser devil ray) is the source of this 614-nucleotide messenger RNA. It is a transcript of the gene micos10, whose product is annotated as mitochondrial contact site and cristae organizing system subunit 10. Gene Ontology annotation, cellular component: MICOS complex; mitochondrion; mitochondrial inner membrane. The record is from RefSeq and is a predicted model, not a curated record. Bases 48 to 284 code for a protein of 78 amino acids. Lineage: Eukaryota; Metazoa; Chordata; Chondrichthyes; Myliobatiformes; Myliobatidae. The transcript has 4 exons.